AUGGAGUUAAAUAAAUCGGAAUUUGAAUUGGACCAGUACGAUGAUGAAAUAAUAUCUCAGGUACAGAUGGAUAGCGAGUGUAGUAAUAUAGGUAAAAGUAAAAGAAACAGGGAUGAAGAAGAAAAUGAAUGGAUGUUGGUAAAGAGAAAAGAAAAGAUUGUUAAAGUUGGGCACGAUAAAAUUGAGGUGUAUAUUUCAAGUAAUGAGAAGUUACCUAAGCAAUUUGGCUUAGCUAGGUUGUUGAAGGAGCAACAAAUUUUAGACAUAUCUAGAGUUAAAUAUUUAAACCCGUACAAAGUGCGUUUAGAUAUUACUAAUGAGAUGAGUGUAACCAAGUUGGAAACAUGUAAAGCGUUGAUUGAAAGGGGUUGGAAAGUUCAAAAAGCUAUGGAAAAAAGCGUUUCAUAUGGGGUUAUUAGGGAUGUUGAUAUGGAAUUAGGUGAUGAGGAAAUACUUAAGAACAUUUCAUGUCCCAACAAUGCAGAACUUCUUUCCAUCAAGCGACUGCAAAGACGAAGUGCAACAGGAAGUGGUUGGGUUCCUAGUGAAUCAAUACAACUUUGUUUCAAGGGAUCGUUUCUACCAGCAUACGUACACGUUGAGGGUUUGAGGAUUAAAGUGGAUCCAUAUGUGUUUCCGGUGUCACAGUGUUCGCGCUGUUGGAAAUUAGGCCAUACAAUUAAAAAAUGCCCAUAUAACAAAGUAGUGUGUCCUAAGUGCGGCGAAAACCAUGAAAAUUGUAAUAUAAAUACCUACAAGUGUGUUAAUUGUACAGGUAAUCACAUGUCCUUGGCCAGGACCUGCCCAGCAUAUCAGCGGGAAAAAAGACUGAGGGAAUUGAUGGCAGAGUUUAACUGUACAUAUAGAAAAGCGCUUACAAUUAUUGUAACACCUAGCUCUCCGGUGCAAGAGACAAACACCUCGAACAGUGAAAUAACCGGUUUAAGGUCGGAAGCUCCGCAAGCUCAGUCUACCUCAUAUAACCAGGGCCGCGAACAUGACCAGGUUACGUUUGCUCAGGUGGUAAGACUGAGGCAAUAG
Molecule: messenger RNA, 1041 nt
Organism: Parnassius apollo (apollo)
Lineage: Eukaryota; Metazoa; Arthropoda; Insecta; Lepidoptera; Papilionidae
Source: the annotation of a GenBank genome assembly